AUGCGACUGUCAGAAAUCUGAAUAAGCGCAUGCCUGUGCAAGUCCGUGCUUUUAUCGUGAGUCGUGAGAUCGAGAGCGAGGUGUGGUUUUUGCGGUUACAUUUGUAGCCCACUGUCGAGGAGUACUUCGUCAGUGCGAGCCGUUUAAAAUACGAAAUCAAGAUGAUCGGACGUCUUCCUGCGUGUGUUAUCGACGUGGGUACAGGAUACACAAAACUAGGCUUCGCAGGAAAUAAAGAACCUCAACUUACGAUACCGUCUGCAAUAGCCAUUAAAGAAACAGCCAAAGUUGGCGAUAAUAAUGCUAGAAGAAUUACCAAAGGAGUAGAAGAUUUAGAUACCUACAUUGGAGAUGAAGCAUUUGAAGCAACUGGUUAUUCUAUUAAGUAUCCAGUGAGACAUGGAUUGGUCGAAGAUUGGGAUUUAAUGGAAAAAUUUCUUCAGCAAUGCAUAUUUAAAUAUCUGAGGGCAGAACCUGAAGAUCAUUAUUUCUUGCUCACUGAACCACCUCUUAAUACACCAGAAAAUAGAGAAUAUACAGCAGAAAUUAUGUUUGAAUCUUUUAAUGUACCAGGAUUAUAUAUUGCUGUGCAAGCAGUAUUAGCUUUAGCAGCUUCUUGGACAUCUAAAAAUGUUGAAGAUAGAACAUUGACAGGUGUUGUUGUUGACAGUGGAGACGGAGUUACACAUGUGAUACCAGUGGCAGAAGGCUUUGUUAUAGGUAGUUGUAUAAAGCAUAUACCUAUUGCUGGUCGUGAUAUAACAUAUUUUAUACAAAGUCUUUUACGAGAACGUGAAAUUGGAAUACCUCCUGAACAAUCAUUAGAAACAGCUAAAGCUAUAAAAGAAAAAUAUUGUUAUAUUUGUCCUGAUAUUUCUAAAGAAUUUGCAAAAUACGAUAGUGAUCCUACCAAAAUAAAAAAGUAUGAAGGUAUUAAUAGUAUCACGAAACAGUCUUUCAUUGUAGAUGUUGGGUACGAAAGAUUUUUAGGACCAGAAAUAUUUUUUCACCCUGAGUUUUCCAAUCCUGAUUUCACAACUCCACUUAGUGAAAUAGUUGAUGAUGUCAUACAAAACUGUCCAAUAGAUGUCAGAAGACCACUAUAUAGUAACAUUGUUUUAUCAGGAGGUUCUACAAUGUUUAAAGAUUUUGGAAGAAGAUUGCAACGUGACAUUAAAAGAAUUGUUGACGCUCGUCUGAAACUCAGUGAAACAUUAAGUGGUAGCCAUAUCACGCCAAAACCUAUAGAUGUGCAUGUAAUAUCACAUCAUAAACAACGUUGUGCAGUAUGGUACGGAGGUGCACUCUUAGCUAGUGAUCCAGAAUUUUAUACAGUAUGUCAUACCAAAAAAGAUUACCAGGAAAAUGGACCUGGAAUUUGUCGUUAUAAUCCAGUAUUCCAUAGUAUGGUAUAAACUAAGGAGUUCAUGAAAUUAGGUCUUGUGGAACAAUGAUGAACAUCAAUUGUCAUAUUUAAAUUUGACAAUAUUAUUUGAACCAUCUAUUCCUUUUCUGUUCCCACUAUCUGCCUUCAAAGUUUUCAAUUGAAGAAAAGAAGUGGGUUUUUAAAUGGUGCAAUUAAUAACUAAAAAUGCCUAGUGCAUUUAGGGAACGCACAUAAAUGCAUACAUCCUCGUGCCGAUUGAGCACAUUAAGAUAAGCAAACAAAAUCUGCAUUUAAUAAAAUUCUAGGAAAUGAUUAAAUUUAUAAUACGACUAGAAAUUAACAAUAAGAUUAUAUUACUGAACAAUUGUAUACAUCUGUAAAUAAGUGCGUUGGAAAAUAAUAAUUUUUUUCUAAUGAACACAGGCGUUUGGGUAAAUUAGAAAUUUUGUUUAACAGAAUGAUAUCCUCUAUUACAUGUUUAUAUUACAUAACCUAUUUAUCACUUCGGUAAAUUUACAAUACAUUUGAUACCUCUUAUAUUCAUUCCAUUAUGUAGAAUUUUUCCAAAACGAUAUAUUUCAAACUAAAAUUUGCAAGUAUAUAGGAGAAUAUAGAUUCGACUCGAAUUCUACGUGUGAUAGAGAAUGGAUUCUUAAAGAGUAAAUGAAACGAUGUGAAAGAGUUGGGAAAGAGACCUACUUUCUACAACAUAUUCAAUCGCCAUCGUUGGCGUUGAACCGGGCAAAAUUUAAAUCAACUGCACACUGUUAUAUCUUACGACGAUCGCGGCUGUUACCAAUAGAUGUAACAAUCAAUGAGUUAAAUACUAUAAUAUCUAAAUAAAAUUAUUUAGUUAUGCUUCAUGAUUUGUUCAAAUUUCAUUGUUAUUUAUCAAUUUAUCAAUUGACUGUAAAAUAAAUGUUCAAUACUUUUGCAGUUGAUAACUAAAUAUUCCAAAUAUUGUAAUCUUAAAAGAGGUAUUUUUUUACAACUGCAUGACAAAUUAUAAUAACAAGAGUAAUGCAAACUCGCCGAUAUGUAUUUAUAUAAACACCUUGAGCUACCUUACGCUCGAUCGUCAUUUUGAUCG
Molecule: messenger RNA, 2477 nt
Organism: Vespula vulgaris
Lineage: Eukaryota; Metazoa; Arthropoda; Insecta; Hymenoptera; Vespidae
Gene: Arp3
Product: actin-related protein 3
Exons: 6
Coding region: 162-1415 (417 amino acids)
Biological process (GO): Arp2/3 complex-mediated actin nucleation
Cellular component (GO): Arp2/3 protein complex; actin cortical patch
Molecular function (GO): actin filament binding
Source: RefSeq, a predicted model, not a curated record